Anguilla anguilla (European eel) is the source of this 14308-nucleotide messenger RNA. It is a transcript of the gene ank2a, whose product is annotated as ankyrin 2a, neuronal. Gene Ontology annotation, molecular function: protein binding. Gene Ontology annotation, cellular component: T-tubule. The coding region runs from base 522 to 10634 and encodes 3370 amino acids. The transcript has 48 exons. Lineage: Eukaryota; Metazoa; Chordata; Actinopteri; Anguilliformes; Anguillidae. The record is from RefSeq and is a predicted model, not a curated record. Gene Ontology annotation, biological process: protein localization to T-tubule; signal transduction; regulation of cardiac muscle contraction.
CCGCUUGUCGUUUCACAGUUUUAAGCAGGGUGAUAAUUAGGCUAUACAAGGAUCAUAUUCCCCUCAGAUGUCUGGAUGGUGUGUGUUACAUCGAUGACCCGCAGUGUUAUAGCAUGCUAUUUAUUUCCUCAGCCGACCUGUGUGGACUAAUGCAGAUAGAGCAUUAUCGAUAUUGUAUCCCUAUACCCGACUCACGGCGAGCUAAGGUCGGACGAGGUUUGCUACAGAAUCUUUGAAACGGUUUUAUUGGCGCGGAGAUUCGCUCUCUCCAAGCCCGUUUUAUAACACUGGCGGUCCAGCUGACUAGAGGCAAAUAAAAAGAAAAAUGUGAUUUUUUUCAGUUAGGCUACAAUCAGGAAUUCUGUCAGGUUUCAGUCAAGUUGCGUUUUUUGAGUUGUGCUUUACGUUGACUUAAUAGCGUCUAUCAGCGGCCGACACACAGGACUGCAUCUCUGUAAUGGCCCAUCCUACUUGUAGCAGAAGAAAAUGGUGAUGCAGGGAGGAGACGGCAGAUAACACGUAUGCUCACCCAGUCGGACAGCAACACCAGUUUCCUGCGGGCAGCACGUGCUGGGAACCUGGAGAAAGUGUUGGAAUGUCUGAAAAGGGGCGUGGACAUCAACACCUGUAACCAGAACGGCCUGAAUGCUCUGCACCUGGCGGCAAAGGAGGGGCAUGUGGAGCUGGUGGAGGAGUUGCUGGAGAGAGCCACGCCUGUCGACUCUGCUACCAAGAAAGGAAACACUGCGCUCCAUAUCGCUGCCCUGGCUGGACAGGAGGAAGUGGCUAAGCUGCUUGUCAAACGCGGAGCCAACGUGAAUGCCCAGUCUCAGAAUGGCUUCACUCCACUUUACAUGGCUGCGCAGGAGAACCACUUGGAUGUGGUGCGCUAUCUGCUGGAGAACGGGGGCAACCAGACCACUGCUACAGAGGACGGGUUCACUCCCCUGGCCAUAGCGCUGCAGCAGGGACAUAACCAGGUUGUGUCACUGCUGCUGGAGAAGGACACCAAGGGCAAAGUGCGUCUGCCAGCCCUGCACAUCGCUGCUCGCAAGGACGACAUUAAAGCUGCGGCUCUUCUGCUGCAGAACGACCACAACGCUGACGUCCAGUCCAAGAUGAUGGUCAACAGGACAACUGAGAAUGGGAAGAGUGGCUUUACCCCUCUGCACAUUGCUGCUCACUAUGGAAAUGUCAAUGUUUCCACUCUGUUGCUCAACCGGGGGGCAGCUGUGGAUUUCACUGCCAGGAACGGCAUCACACCCCUUCAUGUGGCGUCCAAGCGUGGGAACACCGGCAUGGUGGGGCUGCUGCUGGACCGAGGGGCGCAGAUUGAUGCCAAAACCCGCGAUGGGCUGACCCCUCUGCACUGUGCAGCAAGGAGUGGGCAUGAGCUCACUGUGGAACUGCUGCUGGAGAGAGGAGCACCCCUACUGGCCAGAACCAAGAAUGGACUGUCUCCUCUGCACAUGGCUGCCCAGGGAGACCAUGUGGAGUGUCUGAAGCACUUGCUUCAUCACAAGGCACCUGUCGAUGAUGUCACCCUGGACUACCUGACUGCGCUGCAUGUGGCUGCCCACUGUGGCCACUACAGAGUCACUAAGCUGCUGCUGGACCAGCGGGCCAACCCCAAUGCCCGCGCACUGAAUGGCUUCACCCCCCUGCACAUUGCCUGCAAGAAGAACAGGGUGAAGGUGAUGGAGCUCCUGGUGAAGUAUGGAGCCGUCAUCCAGGCCAUCACUGAGUCUGGCCUCACCCCGAUCCAUGUGGCAGCAUUUAUGGGUCACCUGAACAUCGUCCUGCUCUUGCUGCAGAAUGGGGCUUCACCUGACAUAUGCAACAUGCGGGGGGAGACCGCUCUACACAUGGCUGCACGGGCCGGCCAGACGGAGGUGGUCCGAUGUCUCUUGAGGAACGGAGCGCUGGUGGACGCCAAUGCAAGGGAGGAUCAGACCCCACUGCACAUUGCGUCUCGUCUGGGGAAGGCGGAGAUCGUGCAGCUGCUCCUGCAGCACAUGGCCCAUCCUGACGCUGCCACCGCCAACGGCUACACACCACUGCACAUCUCUGCCCGAGAGGGCCAGCUGGCCGUGGCCUCCGUGUUGCUGGAGGCGGGGGCUUCCCACUCCCUCCCCACCAAGAAAGGAUUCACUCCACUGCAUGUGGCUGCUAAGUACGGAAGCGUGGAUGUUGCUAAACUCCUCCUACAGCGCAAAGCUUCUCCCGAUUCUUCCGGAAAGAACGGACUCACCCCGCUCCACGUUGCUGCACACUAUGACAACCAGCAGGUGGCGCUGAUGUUGCUGGACCAUGGAGCUUCCCCUCAUGCCACCGCAAAGAAUGGCUACACGCCGCUCCACAUUGCAGCCAAGAGGAACCAGCUGGGCGUGGCGCAGGCCCUGCUGAGGGGCAGGGCCGACGCCACUGUUCUGACUCGGCAGGGCGUGUCUCCUCUACACCUGGCUGCCCAGGAGGGCCAUGGCGACAUGGUGGCUCUGCUCCUGCGGGAGGGAGCUCACGCUAACACGCUCACCAAAAAUGGAUUGACUUCACUCCACCUGGCUGCUCAGGAAGACAGGGUUGCCAUCGCUGAGAUGCUGACUGAAUACCACGCCAACCUGGACCAGCCCACUAAGCUUGGCUAUACUCCUCUCAUAGUUGCUUGUCACUAUGGUAAUGUGAAGAUGGUGAACUUCUUAUUGCAGCAUGGUGCCAACAUCAAUGCAAAAACAAAGAGUGGCUACACUCCCCUUCACCAGGCAGCACAGCAGGGGAACACUCACAUCAUCAACAUCUUACUACAGCAUGGAGCAGAACCCAACACUGUGACUGUGAAUGGAAACACAGCACUGGACAUUUCUCGUCGUCUGGGAUAUAUCUCUGUGGUUGACACUCUGAAAGUGGUGACAGAGGAGGUCAUCACCACCACGACCACGGUGACAGAGAAGCACAAGCUGAACGUGCCUGAGACCAUGACUGAGGUUCUGGAGGUUUCUGAUGAGGAAGGUGAGGACACGAUGACAGGGGAAGGGGGUGAGUAUCUGCGAGCCGAGGACCUGAGGGAGCUGGGCGAUGACUCCUUACCUGGCCAUUACCUGGAGGGGAUGAGCUACCUGCGUUUUAGUCUAGAUGCUGUGCGCUCUGACAGCCUACGAUCCUUCAGUUCUGACAGGUCCCACACCACACCACGGCAUGCUGGAUAUCUGCGGAAGGAUGGCAACCUCAUUGAGGCCACUGCCAGCAGCCAACAGAUGGCAUUGCUCUCUGUGCAGAAGGAGUCUUACCGUCUGAGCUGGGGUACCGAGAACCUGGACAACAUUGCCCUGUCCUCCAGCCCCCUCCACUCUGGACGCUCCUCCCCGUGCUUGGAUCAAGACAAUAGCAGCUUCCUGGUCAGCUUCAUGGUGGACGCAAGGGGCGGAGCCAUGCGGGGGUGUCGCCAUCAUGGCCUCCGCAUCAUCAUUCCGCCACGAAAGUGCUCCGCCCCCACACGCGUGACCUGCCGUCUGGUGAAACGGCACCGCGUGGCCACCAUGCCCCCCCUGGUGGAAGGAGAUGGACCAGCCGGCCGGCUCAUUGAGAUAGGGCCUACUGGAGCUCAGUUCCUUGGUAAACUACACCUGCCCACUGCCCCCCCUCCACUGAAUGAGGGGGAGAGUUUGGUUACCCGAAUCCUUCAGCUGGGGCCACCAGGGACUCGAUUCCUGGGGCCCGUGGUGGUUGAGAUCCCACACUUUGCGGCGCUGCGAGGGGUGGAGCGGGAGCUGGUGAUCCUGCGCAGCGAGACUGGGGAGAGCUGGAGAGAGCACCACUGUGAACACACCGAGGAGGACCUCAACCAGAUCCUCAACGGCAUGGACGAGGAGCUGGAUGCCCCAGAGGAGCUGGAGAGAAAGCGGAUCUAUCGCAUCAUCACGCGGGAUUUCCCACAGUACUUUGCGGUGGUAUCCCGGGUGCGGCAGGACAGCAGGCUGAUGGGGCCGGAGGGGGGCGUGCUGAGCAGCAGUGUGGUGCCGCAGAUCCAGGCCCACUUCCCUGAGGGAGCGCUGACAAAGCGCAUCCGUGUGGGCCUGCAGGCUCAGCCCAUUGAAGUGGACCUGGUGAGGAGGAUUCUGGGUAACAAGGCCACAUUUGGUCCCAUUAUCACGCUGGAGCCCAGGAGGAGAAAGUUCCACAAACCCAUCACCAUGACGAUCCCUGUCCCUAAGACCUCAGCUAAUGAAGCAAUGGCAAGAGGGUAUGGGGGAGACAUGCCCACUCUGCGUCUACUGUGCAGUAUCACUGGUGGCACCACUCCAGCCCAAUGGGAGGACAUAACAGGCAGUACACCGCUCACCUUCACAAAUGACUGUGUGUCUUUCACCACUAAUGUAUCUGCAAGGUUUUGGCUGGUGGACUGUUUGCAGGUACAGGAGUCGGUGGCUAUCUCCUCUCAGGUGUACCGGGAGGUCAUCUGUGUCCCAUACAUGGCCAAAUUUGUCAUAUUUGCUAAAACUCUGGACUCCAUUGAAGCCCGGCUCCGCUGCUUCUGCAUGACCGAUGACAAGAUGGACAAAACCCUGGAGCAGCAGGAGAAUUUCACUGAGGUGGCUCGCAGUCGUGAUGUGGAGGUUCUGGAGGGGAAGCCCAUAUAUGCCGACUGCUUUGGGAACCUUGUCCCUCUGACUAAGAGUGGUCAGCAGCAUCUCUUCAGCUUCUUUGCCUUCAAGGAGAACCGUCUGGCCCUGUUUGUUAAAGUUCGAGACAGCGCUCAGGAGCCCUGUGGUCGUUUGUCCUUCACAAAAGAGCCCAGAGCUUACCGAAGUGCCACCCACAAGGCUAUCUGCAACCUGAACAUCACACUCCCUGCAUACUCAAAGAAGGACUGUGAUUCAGAUCAGGAAGCAGAUCAGCAGAUUGACAGGAUACAUGAAAAAUAUGAGAGUAUGCAGCCCCUUCCCCAGCCAACUGCCUUACCUGGGCCAGACCUACUGUCUGAAGUGUCUGAGUUGAAACAGGACCUGAUCAAAAUGACAGUCAUCCUGGCCUCAGAGCAAAAAGAGGUGCCAUGCCCCACUGUUGGAGAGGCCCGGCAGCAGAGCCAGACAGGGGAUGAGCCGGGGGAGCCUCUGCAGAUUGUGGGAAAAGUCAAAGAAGAUCUGGAAAAGGUUGAUGAGAUUCUGAGGGGAGGUUCAUGUAUGAGUAUGGGGUCAGAAGAUGCAUCAGGACAUGAGGAGGAAGGAUGGGUCUUCCUCAGUGAUGCAGAAAUUGGAGAAGCCAAAAAAACAGCACUGUUUGAGAUUCAGGAACCCCUCAUGCAAGAAGUGAGAAUAAACAAGGGGUCUGCCAGACCACAAAUGGGCAAGGACAUGAAAGGCAUGGUCACACACCUGAGUGAAGACCUCCAACAGUACUUCACACAGCUGCCUGAGGCACACCGCCAGCUCCCAGAGGAUGUGGUUGAAGAGAGGUUUGAAGAGGUCAUUGUGAGCAGGGGGAAACAAGAAAUCAAGUAUACCAGUGGUGGAAUCAGGAAGCCAGCUCGGAGGAAACUGAAAGAGAGGAGAGGCACUGAUGAGCCUCACACACCUGGCUCUGAGUCAGAUUUUCACAGGUUCAGCUCAGAGGAGUCUCUUCAGGGAGAAACCACUCUGAAUUCUCCUCCAGUCAGGAGCCCUUUUGCACCUUCCCCAGGGGUUGAAGAGACCCCCAUCGGCUCCAUAAAGGACAAAGUGAAAGCACUUCAACAGAAAGUUGAAGAGGAGGAGAAAGGAUGGAAGCAGAAGCAUUCGCAGGUGAAUGUGGAAAGCAGCUCCUCUUAUAUCACUGAGCAGCAAGCUCUUCCUAAAUCCCCCAGGUCUCCCAGAUCUCAGACUGAGAGGCUGGAAGAGACAAUGUCUGUUCGAGAACUAAUGAAAACAUUCCAAACAGGGCAGGACCCUUCAAAGUGUAAGUCUGGGCUGUUUGAGCACAAAGCCAUUACCACCACCACCACGGAAACAGAGCUCUUGAGCAUAGCACAUACAACUGAGCCAAUAGAUACCAUGACAACUCUUCAUUCACAGAGAGAUGAUUCUUUACUGGAUGCUGGACAUUUAGAUGAAUCACAGAUCAGUCCAGAUUGUAUGUGUUCAGAGGACAUCAGUGCCCUCAUCAGAGCUGAACCAGAGGUCAACACUGAGUCCCAGCUAUUCAGAAAAACAGGAGAUGGUGAGGAUAAAGACUCAACAACUGCUAAUGAAGCCCCUGCCACUCAGUGUGACUUGGACUCUUCUGCAGCCAGAGGAGGAGCCAGCCGGGCUGACAAAGUUCAGGAUGGAUGUGUGGAUAUCAGGCAAGAGGGUGCCACAGACCCACUGAGCUUCAGCCUGGGUCAGCAAACCCCUAAGACCAGCAAUGUUUUGAAAAAUACAGGAGCUACUCAUGAUGGCAGCCUGUUUUUGGUAACAUGUUCCACUGCUACAGGGUCAGAACAAGGCACCUGUCAUGAUCCAGCUACCUUAGAUCUGCCUUUGGGACAGCAGGACCUACAGGCCCUCAGCCCCUCUGCUGAAAACCCUACGAUAAUUAGCCAGAUGGACUCUCUGGAGGGCAGUCCCAUUGUAGAAGACUCCUCUCACAGAUCUCCAGACUCUAUUGAGCCAAGCCCAACUAAGGAAUCCCCUUGCCAUGACUCAUUAGAAAACAGCCCUGUUGAUCAGGGUACAAAACCAAGCUUUACUGCGGUGGCAGAGCAUACCAUACCUGCUGGUCGGUUAUUAUCCAAUAAACCAGACAGCACGCUGGACCCAGUGGGCACUAGACUGCUUAGAGACCCAGAAGGCAGUGCUGUUGAUGAUGAUAGUUAUGAACAGACCUCCCAAAUUGAAAGUUCAGGCAAGACUCCUCUUUCACCUGAUACCCCAAGUUCUGAGGAAGUGAGUUAUGAAGUCACUCCAAAAACACCAGAUCCACAAGCCCAGCCAGGAUUCAGGAAACCAACUGUAAUUCCUGAGGAUGUUGAGGAGGAAGAAGAUGAUGCAGGAAGCAAUGACCCUCAAAGGCAGUUCACACCGGAGGAGGAGAUGUUCAAAAUGGCUGCAAAAAUUAAAACCUUUGAUGAAAUGGAACAAGAUGCUAAAAGCAAAUGGGAAAGUAGAAAUGAUGUAAAAACAGCAGACACCAAUUCUGCUCCUGAGUCUGGAGAGGAUAGGAGAGCAGUCUCAAAAGGCAGGAGCUCCUCGGAAAGUGACCCAGAUAUUAAAGACGAGGUUGACAUUACUGAUAAAGAGUACAGAGGAGAGAAAGAAGAAUACCUGAAAGAAAUCACAAAAGGUAAAUUAGCUGAUAGGGAAGAAAAGGCCUGGGAUUCAUGUACUGCUAUGGAGAGCCAAGCAGAGAGCAGUGUGGUGCGUAAAAUCACAGAUAAUCACAGAAUACAUUCCAAGACAAUGGGCCAACAUGAAGAUUCCUUUGAAGACCUAAAUGUUUCUUUCACUAGUUUGGAACAAACACAGCACAGAUCAGAAAUGCCCCUUUCUGUCUGUCUGGAAAACAAGGGUGAGGGACCUCUUAAAAUGCAAUCUAUGGCAAUUGUUGAAAAUUCAGAUUCAUUGCAAGGCCUGGUUCCCUGGAGCACUGUGCAAGAGGAUGAUGAUGCCUUUGAACUUGACCGACAGUCACAGGGAAUGAGUCCUAAUAGAACCCCAAUGGAAGAGGCAACAAUGGGAGGUCAGAACCCCUUCUUAUUCCAGGAGGGGAAACUUUUUGAGAUGACCAGAAGUGGUGCCAUCGACAUGACAAAGAGAAGCUUUGAGGAUGAAGGCCAAGGCUUUGCCUUCUUUCAGAUUGGAAAAUGCCUCACAGAGGAGGCUCGAGAAGAUCCUGUGGGAUAUGAGGCUUCUGAAGCAGAUGCUACUCUAUCACCUCAACAGACAUUGAUUUCAUCAGAUCCACUGAUUAAUGCAGCAGAAGUUUUGGCUGCAACAGAGGUACAACUUGAGCAUGUUGAUACUUCCGACUGGAGCCUCACAGAGACUAAAGUGGGUUCUCCAGAUUCCACUGUAACACUUGUGAACACGGCUUUUUCAAUGGUCACUAGAUCCAUCUAUCCAGAACAGUCCUCAGACUCCUCACCAGAGGAGCAACUCUCUGUUGUCGAACUACCUUCACCUGCAGGGAAAUCUCCACCCACACCUGCCGAGAAACCUGCAGAAGAAUUACCUCUCUCACCUGGAAGGGAAUCUGCCCCCACAUGUGUAGAAGAGUUACCUCCCACACAUUCUGAGGAUUCUGUCCGCACAUGUGUAGAAGAGUUACCUCCCAUAGCUGCUGAAGAAUCUGCUCCCAUACCCCCCACACGUUCUGAGGAAACUGCCCCAGACUUUUGUGGUGGGGAAUCAGAAAUCCCAUUAGAGCUGGCUUCCCCUAUUGUGACUCACACUGACUUGCCUUCAUCAUCUGCAUCUGUCACCCCUCAUCUGCAGAUCCAAACUGGAAAGGACAUCAAAACCACCUCUAAAAUAUCUUUCAAAGCUUCUUCAGUCAAAUCUCAGGCUGGUUACAGCUCAGUGAGGCGUGCUGUGUCUCUCAAGGUCCAGACAGGCACAUCAUCCACUAAACAGGGAAAGAGGAGCAAAUCUGAGGCUGACACUUCUUUUCUCAAACCUGAUGCAUCUUCAUUUAAACAUCAAACAUUUACUGGCUCACCAGCAAAAUAUGGAGAAUUCCCAAAAGCCCAAAGGGGGAAGUUACCCACAAAGCAAGAAAAGAGGACUAAAACUGAGACUGAUGCUGCUUUACUCAAAUCACAACCUGGUCCUGACCAAGUGGUGAAGCGGGCAGAAUCUCUCAAAGUCCAAAAAGAAAAGUUACCCACUAAACAGGAAAAGAGAACCAAGUCAGAGACUGACACUGCUUUGCUCAAAUCCCAGCCUGGUUCUGAGCAAGUGGUGAAGCGGGCAGAAUCUCUCAAAGUCCAAAAAGGAAAGUUACCCACUAAACAGGAAAAGAGAACCAAAUCCGAGAGUGAUACUUCUUUGUUGAUGACCCAGCCUAGUUCUGAUCCAAAGCUAAAACAAAUAGAUUCCUUUAAAGUCCAAAAAGGAAAAUUUCCUAUAAAGCAAGAAAAGAGGACAAAAUCUGAUUCUGACCCGAUAAUAAAACGGGCAGAAUUACCCAAGGUCCAAGGAGGUCUGUCACCUAUCAAACAGGGAAAGAGGAGCAAAUCUGAGACUGACACAUGUUCCCAAGGAGCUACCACAUCCAAAAGGGCCCUUAAAACCAGCUUUUGUGAGGGAGAUGGUCGGAAGCACUUUAAGAAAGAAGACCCAGCUACAAAAACCACAGUCCACUCUAAAUUGUCCAUUAAGGACAAACCUGGACAGACUCUUCACUGUUCUGGGACAAUAAAAGAAAACAAAGAACAACAGAUCUUUGAAACAUAUGUCGAAAAUUCAUUUGAAUCAGUCCAAGAAAUAAGUCAUGAAGUUGUGAAGACUGUUGAAGAAACAAUUCAGGAAGACAGUGUGCAGGUGACCCCAGUUGUUGGUGACAGCAAUACCUUUAAUGUCGUUGACGGGAUAGAGAAUGUAACUCUUGUCAAGGUGCCACUGUCCUGUGUUCCUGAAACCCUUGUUGGAACGAGACCCCAAUGGGAUGACCCAUGUGUGGAGACUCCCACGCAGCAGGUCCCAGAUGAAGCCACCAAAACCCAACGUGAAGUAGACCCAGAGGAGGUCAUAGAAAGGAAGGAGCAGAGGCUGUCCAUCAUUGGUGAUCACCUUGGUUUCAGUUGGACUGAGUUGGCCCAGGAGCUUGAGUUUAGCAGAGACUGCAUCCAACAGAUUCGAGCUGAUAAUCCCACCUCCCUGCAGGACCAGAGUCAUGCCCUGUUGAAACUGUGGGUGGAGAGAGAAAAGGAAAACUCCACAGAAAAAAGUCUUGUUAAGGCACUCACAGCAAUAAACCGUGUGGACAUUGUGCAUCUGAUGGAAAUGAGAAUGGUGGAGCCCUGGGCCUGUGGAGUCGUGGAAAAGGUCACAUCCCCAGAUCAGAGUGAGGGGUUCUCAGUGCUUCAGGAAGAUAUGGACAGCAGUCCCAGACUGGUGCAGCAUGUGACCUCACACAGACCACCCCCAGCGGCAUCUGAGGAGGACCUAUCUAUGUCCUCACUUCCUGAAACCACCUCCAAAAUGGACCUCACAGGAGAACAUGGCCACAUGGUGAAAGUACAGACUGACCUGCAGAGAGAGAUGGAAAUGCCAGAUGGAUUGGGUGUGGCUGAAGCCGCGAGUGAGGAAGUCAGCAUGGAACCUAGAGAAAUGAGCACCUGCCAACAGUCUGAGGACAUGCCGGAUAUUUCUCCACAGUCAGUAAAAGACAAGCACUACAUGGACAAGGAUAGAAACGUGGUGACAAAGGUCACCAGGAAGAUCACCCAGAGACUGAUGUCAGUGGAUGGAGCUGAACUGGAGGCGGAGUUUGUGGAAGGGGCGGUCCUGGAGGCGGGGUUUGUGGAAGGGGCAGUCCUGGAGGCAGGGCCUGUGGAAGGGGUGGAUUUGGAGGCGGAGUCUGUAGAAGAGGUCAGGCUGGAGGCAGAGCUUGGUUUCUCCAAAGGCCUGAAAAGGACUGUGCUGAAGAGCAAGGGAGACCAUGCUGAGGAUGCGGAUGCGUGAGGUUGCGCACAGUCGGCGGAGGGGUGUUGCAAGGGAUGCUCACCCCUGAGACCCUGCAGCAGCACCUGCUACCCCCACACACUACUGCAGCAAGGAGGAGACCGGCAAGAAGUGACCUCACAUAUGCAAUCCCACAAUGCACUUGACCCCCCUGCCACUGUCUUCCCUUCCCAACACAUUGGGUUUGUUCCUUUGUUCCAUGGCAGCUUUGGAGCAAGUUGUUUUUGUUUAAAGCUUCAAUUUUGUUUAGUGAGUAAUUCAGUUUUAUUUAUGUUCUUGUUUUACUCCCUUCGUGACCAAAGAUAUUUCUUUGAUUUGUUCAGCAAUUUACUUUACUUUCCUCAGCUUUUUCUUUUUUGGUAAAGCAAACAGAACUAGAAAACAUUUUUAAAAAACUAUUUAGUGCCACCAUCCCCACCCAUGGACCUCUUCACAAACAGAUCUGCCUGUAUAACCACACACACUCAGCACAUCCCCUGUCUUAAUGUUUAUGGGCACUUCAGUAACCUUCUGCAUGUUGAGUGACUAAAUCCCCUGCCCAAGUGGCUUGUGAGCUGAUAUUUGGGCAUGUAUUUAAAGAGCCAAGGAAAGCCUGAUGUAAACCCUGGAGAACAGUGUUAAUGCCCAGAGAGAAGUCUGCUUCUAAAACCUGCCAUAGAAUUCAUUGUGCAACGUGUAUUAAACACGUAUUAAACAUGCAUUUAACAUGUUUGCAUGUCUGCUGUUCCAACUGUAUGAACAUAUAUGGUCAAAAAUCUGAUGCGUCUCUCAAAAACUCAUUUAUGCUUUUCUCACAUAAAGACAUGGAAGAUGUUAGAUAUUCUUCACCCUAUGUAUCACUUUACUGGAGUGCAUUACUGGCCCUUGUCAGUGAAACAUAAAUGGGUUUUUCUUGAGACUCCCAGACGUAACCACAGAUUUUGUGCAAACACUGAGCUGUAGCUAUGCCUCACUAUCACUGAGUGUUAAUAACCCCUCAUAUCAGACCUGUGGAUGAGUGUUAAUCACCCCUCAUAUCUGACCUGUGGAUGAGUGUUAAUCACCCCUCAUAUCUGACCUGUGGAUGAGUGUUAAUAACCCCUCAUAUCUGACCUGUGGAUGAGUGUUGUUAACCCCUCACAUCUGACCUGUGGAUGAGUGUUAAUAACCCCUCAUAUCUGACCUGUGGAUGAGUGUUAAUCACCCCUCAUAUCUGACCUGUGGAUGAGUGUUAAUCACCCCUCAUAUCUGACCUGUGGAUGAGUGUUAAUCACCCCUCAUAUCUGACCUGUGGAUUAGUGUUAAUAACCCCUCAUAUCUGACCUGUGGAUGAGUGUUAAUAACCCCUCAUAUCUGACCUGUGGAUGAGUGUUAAUCACCCCUCAUAUCUGACCUGUGGAUGAGUGUUAAUCACCCCUCAUAUCUGACCUGUGGAUGAGUGUUAAUAACCCCUCAUAUCUGACCUGUGGAUGAGUGUUAAUAACCCCUCAUAUCUGACCUGUGGAUGAGUGUUAAUCACCCCUCAUAUCUGACCUGUGGAUGAGUGUUGUUAACCCCUCAUAUCUGACCUGUGGAUGAGUGUUAAUAACCCCUCAUAUCUGACCUGUGGAUGAGUUUUUUCCAGCAAAAGCCCUUUUCAGUCCCUCUGUCUGCCACUUCCUUAGCUAUGUCCUUAUUUCAUUUAGGAGUGCAUCUAUUGUGUGAGUGUACCAGAUUCAGCUUUUACCCAUGGGCCUUAUUCUCUAUUGUCUUUUAGCCUUUCCCCAAGUUAAAAGCUUGUGAUUUUUCUCCUUAUAAAAUGUGGAAGGAAGUAUUUUUUUGUGGGGGUUUGCUAAUGUUUAAAUGUUAUUAAGAUGUGAGGAAGAGGUUUGUAGUCAUAGAGGCUAAUCUCUGACAUGAUCGGCCUCCUGCUUGUGUGUGGAGAGGUUGCUUUGAGUUCUUUAUCACAUACCUGAACCUAUCUGAACACAUAUGAACAUAUAAACUUAUAUGAACACUAUACAUAACAUAGAAUGUCCACAAACGGUGAAAGUCUGGAGAUCAUGAGCUCUGUUUCAGUAGAAAACAUCUGGCCAGAAUAACACCUUGGGUAACAGUCAUAGGGAGUGCUGGGUAACACCUGUAGUGAGCAUUGGUUAACACCUGUAGUGAGCAUUGGGCAAUGCCUGUAGUGGACACUGGGUAAGGCUCAUGUUGAUUGUUGGGUAAUGCCUGUAGUGAGCAUUGGGUAAUGCCUGUAGUGGACACUGGGUAAGGCUCAUGGUGAUUGUUGGGUAAUGCCUGUAGUGAGUGCUGGGUAAUGCUCGUAGUGGACGCUGGGUAAUGCCUGUAGUGAGCAUUGGUUAACACCUGUAGUGAGCAUUGGGUAAUGCCUGUAGUGGACACUGGGUAAUGCUCAUGGUGAUUGUUGGGUAAUGCCCAUAGUGGACACUCAGUAAUGCCUGUAGUGAGCAUUGGUUAACACCUGCAGUGAGCAUUGGGUAAUGCCUGUAGUGGACACUGGGUAAUGCUCAUGGUGAUUAUUGGGUAAUGCCUGUAGUGGACACUGGGAAAUGCCUGUAGUGAGCAUUGGUUAACACCUAUAGUGAACAUUGGGUAAUGCCUGUAGUGGACACUGGGUACUGCUCAUGGUGAUUAUUGGGUAAUGCCCGUAGUGGACGCUGGGUAAUACCUGUAGUGGACACUGGGUAAUGCUUAUGGUGAUUAUUGGGUAAUGCCUGUAGUGGACACUGGGAAAUGCCUGUAGUGAGCAUUGGUUAACACCUAUAGUGAACAUUGGGUAAUGCCUGUAGUGGACACUGGGUACUGCUCAUGGUGAUUAUUGGGUAAUGCCCGUAGUGGACGCUGGGUAAUACCUGUAGUGGACACUGGGUAAUGCUUAUGGUGAUUAUUGGGUAAUGCCUGUAGUGAGUGUUGGGUAAUGCCCGUAGUGGACGCUGGGUAAUGCCUGUAGUGAGCCUUGGGAUGAGAUGAGAAUGUUUUACAGAUAAGGGGACAAGUGGCCUUAAAGGGGUGUGGCCCAUGAAUAUUAUUGGUUGUGAUGGGACCUUGUGAUGCAGCAGUCAUGCUUGAGCUUGUUUCGCCACACAUGGGAUGUAGAGAUGGUAGUUUUCAUAAAUGUUACUCGGCAGUUCAGCGCAAAGCUGAGUGAGGAACUCGAGCACACACACUCACACUUGCACUCACUGAAGCUUUGCAUUAUUGUUGUCCAUGAUUGCAAGUUAUUUUUAAAUUGUAAAAUGAUGUGUGUGCUUGUGCAGGUAUGUGUGUGUGUGUUUUGGGAUCUCAGAGGCUGGGAAUUGUAGCAAUGAAACACAAGUACCACAACAUCUCUAAAUAGAGAAAGCUGCCCAAGCAACAGAACAAAUUCACUCUGCCUGGGCAUAAACAAAGUCAACUGGGUCAAAGUUUAUGUGGUGUUAUUUGCAAUGCAGACAAUAUUUAUUAUGUGUUAGUACUUUCUGUUUUUUGACUUUAUUGUUAAGAUUGGUGUAACCAUAAACAGAUGGAAAUUCAAGAUACUAUGAGCAGGAGCCUCAAUGAUGAAUCAAGGUGUUUCCAUGGUAAUUACAAUUAUAUGCAUUAUAUACAAAUAUCUACAAGGGCAUGUAAUAGUUGAAUUAAGUGAAAAUACAUUAACACUAAGGAUUAUAAAGAGUGUAUAUGACUGACUCAUAAUAAAAUGAUUAAGUGUU